Ylistrum balloti is the source of this 1380-nucleotide messenger RNA. RefSeq lists its product as uncharacterized. Bases 1 to 1380 code for a protein of 459 amino acids. Gene Ontology annotation, biological process: carbohydrate metabolic process. The record is from RefSeq and is a predicted model, not a curated record. The transcript has 2 exons. NCBI's taxonomy places the organism in Eukaryota, Metazoa, Mollusca, Bivalvia, Pectinida, Pectinidae.
AUGAAUAUGAACUGGAUUUUCUCAGUCUCGCUUUUCAUCUUCUUGUCGGGAUCUACCGCUUCCGUCGACAAUGUAAAACUCCCCUGUACAGAGGACAUGUUCCAUAGUCACACAAAUGCAUAUUGGGCAUGCGCAGCGCAGUUUGCAUUACAGUCCAACUGGUUCCCAUCUCCAAUUGCUGGUCUGUUUAGCUACCAGAUUUGGAAUGGAUUCGAUGGUUUCUGGCAAAAUGGCGCCGUGCUGGAACCGUUUGUGAAUUUUAUGACCUACGCUAACCAUACCAGAUACAAAUCUGUUGUUCAAAGCUCCCAGCGAGAGCUCUAUUCAUUAUUAGAAGCAUAUGGCCCUUACCCGUCAUUUGACGAUAUGGGCUGGUAUGGUCUUAGUUACGCGAGAAUCUACGAGAUUUUAGGAGGAGAUGAUUUCCUAAAUUCAGCUGUAGAUAUUUUCAACUGGGCUUGGGAGACAGGAUGGGACGAAAGUAAUCGAUGUAAUGGGGGAUUCUUUUUCGAUAAUCUUAAGAACGGCAAACAAACAAUUACAAACGUUGAGAUGUUUCAACUUGGAGUCAAAUUGUACCGAUUGCGUAAGGAUUCAAGUAUUCUUGAAAAAGUCAAAAAGAUACACAAUUUUUUGUUUAGUAACGAAAUUGUAGACAUGAAGACACAUCUUGUUGUUGAUGGCAUAUUUAUGGAAAAUUGUAGUAGUAAUGGUGUGUAUGGGCCUUCAUACAAUGGCGGAGUAUUGAUGGGAGGUUUAGUAGAGUACUACAAGAUUACCAAAGACACAUACUACUUAGAACUUGCCAAGCACAUCGCGGAAGCCAUCAUUGAGACCAAAUCCAAUAAUAGCCGGAUCCUCACUGAAUAUUGUGAUCCUAAUUGCAACGAGGAUGCUAUGAUGUUUAAAGGGAUUUUUGUGAGGAAUUUGAGAUAUCUAAUGGACGCGCUUCCGCCCAAGGACACAACAACCAGAUAUAACUACCAGACGUAUCUUGACAUCAAUGUCAAAGCAAUAAUAGAAUUAAACACUUGUGACAAAAAUCCUAUUUCUGAAUGUAAUAUAACUUUUCAGGACGGUCCACCAUACUAUAACGUAUCAGGUCCAGUGUUUUCUCCUAACUGGAAUGGUCCGUUCACCGUCGGAGCGCCUAUGCAACAAACAUCCGCUUUCGAACUUUUUGUGUCAAGCAUUUACCCCGGGACAUCAUGUGUCGGUGACCUUUGUUCAUAUGACCCGUCAUAUCCGGCGCCGCAACCUUUGACCUGUGGAAGUCAUCCAUGUCCCAAACAAGAAGAAUGCUGCGAAUACAGCCCCUAUACGUCCUACACGUGCUGUGCCAAAGGUCAAAAAUGUAACAAACAGGGAAUUUGCGUUUAG